AUGGUACAAGCAAAGAAGUUCAGAGGAGUCAGGCAACGCCAGUGGGGCUCCUGGGUGUCAGAAAUUCGCCACCCUUUACUGAAGAGAAGGGUGUGGCUAGGGACGUUUGAGACAGCUGAGGCUGCAGCAAGGGCUUAUGACCAAGCAGCCAUUUUGAUGAAUGGUCAGAAUGCCAAGACCAACUUCCCCACCUCGAAGAACCAAGCUGAAGCUGAUGCCACCAGCACCACCCCUUGUGUUGGUGUUGGGGGUGGUGGUGCUGGUGGUGCUCAUGACAACACUUUCUUAUCUCCCAAAGCUCUUUCAGAACUCCUCAGCACCAAGCUGAGAAAGUACUGCAAAGACCCUGCUCCUUCCCUCACUUGUCUGAGGCUAGAUGCUGACAAUUCCCACAUUGGAGUGUGGCAGAAAGGUGCAGGACCACAUUCUGGCUCCAACUGGGUCAUGAGGGUGGAGCUUGGGAAGAAACAGACCGAGGGUGAAUCAACACUGUCGCCACACAGUAGUACUAAUGACACUGCUGGGAUCAAUGAAGUAGAAGAAGAAGAAGAGGAGGAGGAUAGAGUUGCUUUGCAGAUGAUCGAAGAGCUACUCAAUUGGAACUAG
This is a messenger RNA of Sphenostylis stenocarpa, 606 nucleotides long. The record is from the annotation of a GenBank genome assembly. NCBI's taxonomy places the organism in Eukaryota, Viridiplantae, Streptophyta, Magnoliopsida, Fabales, Fabaceae.